This is a messenger RNA of Xylaria bambusicola, 2473 nucleotides long. Its product is annotated as HET-domain-containing protein. NCBI's taxonomy places the organism in Eukaryota, Fungi, Ascomycota, Sordariomycetes, Xylariales, Xylariaceae. The transcript is spliced from 2 exons. The record is from RefSeq and is a predicted model, not a curated record. The coding region runs from base 239 to 2086 and encodes 615 amino acids.
GAGAGACACCACUAACUACUAGAAACCCUUGUUACAAAUUGCAUUGACCAUUCUGACAUGUCAUUUAGGAGCCACUUACUAGGCAUACUAGGUUUAGUGCAGCUGGUGUAUUGUACAGAUAAUACGGGCGACCAACAAUAACGUGCAUGAGAGGCCACUCUAGGGUGUGCGGGGGUGUUCGAGAUCCGGAGUCAUUUUUGCACAACUUUCUGCUAUCCCCCUAUGUACGUACGUAGCCAUGCAAAACCCACCAGAAUUUCCGUAUGAGCCCUUGGACAAGGCUCAGAAGAGUUUUCGGUUACUGAUCAUCCUUGCGGGGAGGGAGGAAGAGGCACUUCAGUUGCGCCUUUCCCAUGCAAUCAUCGACAACCCAGCAGCAGUGUACGAGACUAUCUCUUACUGUUGGCAAGAUGCCACACAACGUAGCUCCGUCAGUGUGGAUGGUCGUCUGGUCGACGUUCCGGCGAGCGCUGUUGCAGCGCUCAAGUGCGUGCGGAACGCUGAACGAUCCCGCGUUGUCUGGAUUGACUCGAUUUGCAUCAACCAGUCGGACCUGAGCGAGCGAGCGUAUCAGGUAGCCUUGAUGGCCAAUAUCUACAGAUCUGCGAAAUGCAACCUGGUGUACUUAGGAGAGAAUGACGAGCCCACGAGAAAGGGCUUCGAAAUAGUCGAGCGGCUAUACGAGGAAAUACGGCGCAAAACACUUGACUUGUCUGAGUUUAAUGACUUAAUCGAACGGUACUUGGAGGGGAAUCCAUAUUCUAAUGAUAAGAUUGAGUGUCAGCUUGACGAGAGUGCUUUGUUGUGCGUUUUCGGUCGACCGUGGUUCCAACGGCUAUGGAUUGUACAAGAAGCUGCCCUUUCUGCUGCCAAUACAUGUUUCUGCGGUCGGGACUUCUCAAUCAGCCUUAAUGUGCUCCUACGGGUGGCCAUUUGGCUCUGCUAUCACCGACCUUCCUUGUCCCCAUGGUUUUGGAAUAAUGAUGCUCUUCACGACGUAGCAGAUUUAUGGUCUCUAGUGGACAACAAGAAUCCAGCACCCGCUGAUGGAAAUUACUCCGACCCGGAUAGCAUGACUUCAUUAUUGCUGAGAUCACAGUACCGUCAUUGCUCGGACCCUAGAGACAAGGUCUUCGGGAUUCUCAGCUUGUUAAACAAAGAAGACGAAAACUCUCCUGAAACAUCCUUGCUGGAAGUAGAUUACAGAAGGCCAUGCCACGAAAUCAUGCGCGACGCUACCCGUUAUGCAGUACAAGAGCUGAACAGCCUGAACAUACUCAAAGCGGCUGGGUGCUGCAGAACAGAUCACAGUUUCGAGCUUGAGGGUUGUCCUUCGUGGGUAGCCCGGGUAGACCUACAAUUCGACGACACUUACGAUGCAGAGACAAUUUCAAAUUUAUCAUUCCAUUCCCAUGCAGGCAGAGGUCUUUACGCUGAUGAUUUAAGAACCAACUAUGCCGGUCAUGAUGUCCUUGCUGUGCCUGGCUACACCAUCGCGCACAUUGUUGAAGUAUCUGAUAUCUUCGAACCUAGCGUGUGGGAUAACAGAGCUCGGCUCGCAGAGAUUCUCGGAAGUGUGAACCGGAUGAUUGAGAAGCUCGAUGCCGAAGAUAUCCAAUGGCGGUCAGACUACAAUCCACAGGGUUCGGAUAUCCCUGUAGACGUGAUUCGGGCUUUAACACUCGAUCUUAGCCAUAAUAGGAAGAGGUGUAAUGCAAUCGAUUAUAUCGCCUUUGAUCAGCUGCUCAAGAAACUCAGAUCAGACCCCUCUACGCCAUUAGAAGACGACGAGGAGAAGUAUUACACAGCUCUACGAUCGAGCUGCUCGAACCGGCGUUUCUUUACAGGAAACGAAGGGCAUAUCGGAAUGGUUCCUCGCUGUGCCCGCUCCGGAGACCACCUUGCUGUACUGUGCAGCUCUUCAGUCCCGUUUGCACUCCGAGAAUCCAGAAACAACGAUGAGCGAUACCAGAACACACGUUUUUGGCUACUAGGACAAGCGUGGAUUAACGGUGUCAUGGAUGGAUAUUAUGUCGAAAGUGCUUUGGAGCUGGGAUUAGAACCUGAAGAGCUUUUUCUGAUCUAAGUCAUCUAUAGAUAUAAGGGCAGGGUCCAAUCUGCAGUUAGUACUUCAAUAAACUAAGAAAAUAAAAUGCGACAUGAUUUUCUUUUACAAUAUUACCACCUCACCUGUCAUAUUGAAGGCUGCGAAAGCUCCCUGGCUGUCAGGUGAUAUAGUCACAUAGACCCUAGGGGUGGCUGUAUUAGACCUACUGGCUAUAUAAAGGGGUGUUGGCCCCCCCUUCGAGGAUUGGAGGGUUCAGGAUUCAAUGAAUAUUGACGCCUAUAUUAUCCCUUCUACCUACCUACUUGACUGUGACUGACCUUCUACUCACUCUGGGACCAACCUGUCUGACACUGGCCUUGAUGAGCCAGUUUUAUCUCGAUCCUACAUUCUACGCUGCCUCUAGAU